AUGUCCGAUGCUUCUACAGCUCGAGAUCUGACGUGUAGCAGAAGCGUGGCUUCCUUCUGCUUGCCUCCACAGGGACUACGAAAAGACGGAUCCACAGAAAUGAUGAGCCGCAGCGUGACGGAGAAUUCGACGCUACUUGUCCACGUUCGGGGAGGCCAGGUUCUCCCCGUUCAGCCCACGUUGAAGAACACUAUGGACAGAACAAAAGUUCCGUAUGACCUAUAUGUUUACCCGAAAGACGGAUUCGCCAGCGGCGAACUUUUUGUAGAUGACGGCAUAUCUCAAGGCACCGUUGAAUCAAAUCAGUAUGACCUCUUCAGCUUCAUUCUCGCCCAGAACCUCUUGCGCGUGUCGAUCAGUCACUUCGGGAACGGGACGAGACAGAACGCGACGGUCAGGAACAUUGUGUUCUUUGACGUCGACACUCCGCCGUCGAGGGUGACCAUGAACAAGAACGGCGUCGCACAGAACUCGGUUAUUCACAACUCUACCAAGAAGAGUCUGACAGUCACAGUGAACCUGCAGCUCCGCUCGCUCAACAGUAUGUCUACGGAGGCCGUUCUGCAACUGUACUAACGCAGUUGACGGUUCUAAUGAGUCCCAUCAGCGCCAUGUGCAGUUGAACUGUCAGAAGGGCUUGCGCGAGUUCGCAGAAUGAAGCGAAUGGUUUGUCACAACACUACCAUGAUAGAAAUACGGUGCCAUCUCACACGAAAAAAAAAAAAAGUUGCGUUCCACAUGGUUUUUGCAACCUGUCCAGCUGGAAAGAUCUGCGGUUCGCUAAUUCAGCAAUGUAACGCAAUUCGAUGAAUAUUCAGCUGGAACACGGCUGUAUUCCAGCCGAUAACUGGUAAAGUUCCGGAUGAUUAUCUAUCUGAUUUGAGUUGAAUUAUUAAACCACCAAUAUUUCCAGCUAAAGGAAUGAUUUCCGGUUCAAUGGUUCAGCUGGAUGUAAAACCUUUUAAUCUGGGAUUGCACGCGCGAGUAUACUAACAGUCAGUUUUGACAUGCAAAUACCAGGACGUGCGCGAAGGGUUCGGCAUGUGAUUGAGCGUAAUUCAACCACACUCGUCGUUGCGGCUGCGUUGCAGCAAAAGUUUUCUCGAGCGUUCGUUUCCAUAGUAGAGUACCAAGUACUCUAAAUCGUUAAACAUUUUUUUCUAAACACUCCUUUGUGGUUAUUUACGAAUGUGGUGCUACGCUAGCAUUAAGAUGUACAUGUAUUAACGCUCACGUGACGUCUUUCUGCCCUCCCAUAGUAGAGUACAUCGUACUCUAAAUCGUUGACAACUUUUUCUAUUCACACUUUGUGAGACAAUUUCUGUUACGGGACGGCUUCAUGCUCUCCCAUAGUAGAGUACUAAGUACUCUAAAUCGUUCACCACUGUUUAUAAACACAAAACUCACUUUGUGACUGUGCGUGGAUUUUUGUAAAUUUAGGGAUUUUAGCGGGACGGCUCAGUGCUCUUUCAUAGUUAAGUACGAAGUACUCGAAAUCGUUAAAUAUUUUUUUCUAAACACUUUUUCGAAGAUGGCAACCGGUCGUCUCCAUAAACUGGCCUAGUGUGAGACCCAAGGAACGGCUUUCAGCUAUGCACAGUAGAGUACCUGGUAUUCUAAAUCGUUAACCACUAUUUUUAAACACUUUUUUCGUGUGCUGAGAUGGUUCUCUGCCCUU
Rhipicephalus microplus (southern cattle tick) is the source of this 1678-nucleotide messenger RNA. RefSeq names its product lysosomal alpha-glucosidase-like. NCBI's taxonomy places the organism in Eukaryota, Metazoa, Arthropoda, Arachnida, Ixodida, Ixodidae. Gene Ontology annotation, molecular function: carbohydrate binding; alpha-1,4-glucosidase activity. Gene Ontology annotation, biological process: carbohydrate metabolic process. The record is from RefSeq and is a predicted model, not a curated record.